This is a messenger RNA of Lichtheimia ornata, 4479 nucleotides long. RefSeq lists its product as uncharacterized. The record is from RefSeq and is a predicted model, not a curated record. Lineage: Eukaryota; Fungi; Mucoromycota; Mucoromycetes; Mucorales; Lichtheimiaceae. Gene Ontology annotation, biological process: phospholipid translocation. The transcript has 6 exons. Bases 1 to 4479 code for a protein of 1492 amino acids. Gene Ontology annotation, molecular function: ATP hydrolysis activity; ATP binding; magnesium ion binding. Gene Ontology annotation, cellular component: plasma membrane.
AUGCCGUCCUUUUCCAAUAAAAAGGGAUGGCAAAAGUAUCAACGCUUUUGGUGGCGGUGGUCUUCAAGGCGUACCAGGCCAGCAACGGAUCCUUUAAUCAAUGUACCAGCUAGACGAGACGACAUUUAUGAAGAGAUUAUCAUGACUCCCACUAGUCAACAACACCUUGCUCGACAUGACAACGAUAACGAUGACGACGAUCAUGAUUCUAUAUCCUGUUCCUCUCCACCAUCACCGCAACCAUUAUCAUCCUCUUCUUCUUCAUCAUCAACAUCAUCGUCCUCUCAUGCGAUCCAACUACGACGAAUAUCAGGUGGCGGCCGCCGAGUCUUUGUCAACCUUCCUUUACCGAAAUACGACCUUGAUGCACAUGGCAACCCAAAACAACUCUUUGUCUCCAACAAAGUACGCACUUCCAAAUACACCACCCUUUCUUUUAUACCCAAGAACCUCUUUGAACAAUUCCGUCGCGCUGCCAACAUGUACUUUCUCGGCAUGGCCAUUCUACAAUUGGUCCCUUACUUUGGUGUCGAUUCACCCGCAUUGACACUGCUUCCCAUUUGUAUUGUCGUGUUCAUUACCGCCAUCAAAGACGGCUUCGAGGAUUAUCAACGACACAAGGUGGAUGCGCGUUACAACGGCAGUAUCACAUAUACCCUGAUUGGAUACAACAAUGUCAACUACCCACAGCACGCAGUAUUACCAUGGUGGAAACGACUUGGAAAACAACAACAACAACAAAAAGCGCCAUCACAAUCAUCAUCCAUAGAUACAACACUGCAACAACAACAACAACAACUUCAACGAGGUGUUUUUGGAAGAUCUUUAUCGAUGGACGUGCGCGUUGGUGAUUUUAUCCUAUUGAGAAACGGUCAAAGCUGUCCUGCAGAUGCGGUGUUACUUGCCAGCUCCGAUCCGGCUGGUAUCUGCUUUGUGGAAACCAAGGAUUUGGAUGGAGAGACAAAUCUAAAACCUCGGCAUGGCAUUCCAGAUCUUUGUCAUAUCCAAUCCGGUCAAGAGUGCUUGGAAAAUGUCGCUUGUUAUGUCGAGGCAGGAAGACCAACACCCGAUCUAUACAACUUUGAAGGCACCCUCGUCCUCUUUGAUAAGCAAAAUGGUACCAUUCAAGAAAGGAAAAAGGUACCUCUUGGGAUCGACAAUGUCAUUUUACGGGGUCACGUUGUAAGGAACACCCAUUGGGCUAUUGCCGUCGUCCUCUUCACUGGCACAGAAUCAAAGAUCAUUCAAAAUUCAGGCGCAACACCAAGUAAACGGAGCCGCAUUGAAAAGCAAAUGAAUCAAGAGGUCAUCAUUGCCUUCAUUGUAUUGUUUCUUUUAUGUUUGGUGUGUGCCAUCUUGGCUGGUGUGAUGAAAGCACAAGACGAUGCGGAUGCUGGCACUGACAUGUAUUCGAGACAAUAUUCUUCGCCCGCUUUUUACGGCUUCACCAACUUUUGGUCGAGUUUGAUCAUCUUCAACAAUAUUAUCCCCAUUUCGCUUUAUGUCUCGAUUGAAUUUGUUAAAACGUUCCAGGCUUACUUUAUAUGGAGCGAUCUCGACAUGUAUGACGAACCAACAGACACCGCCUGUAUACCCAAGUCGUGGAAUCUUUCGGAUGAGUUGGGUCAAGUGGAGUACCUGUUUUCCGAUAAGACGGGUACAUUGACACGCAAUAUCAUGGAAUUUCGGGAAUGCAGCAUUGGUGGCAAACGUUAUGGAAACAAUGGAUUUUCUCCCGAGUCGGAAGGAGCUCGUGGUGCCCGAUUGCGUAAAGAGAAACAAGAGCUACAGCAACAGCAACAACAACGACAAUCAGCAACAACCGAAGAAGCUGGAUUAUUAGCAGGCAACUUGGAAGAACAACGUCAUUCAUCAUCGCUUGCGCCUUCCUCCAACAAUGCACCUAUCACUUCUUCUACGGCUGGUUUGAAACAAGAUGAAACGACCUCUUUUCAACAACGACGUAAUGCUAUUUUUGAGGAUUAUAAGCGUGCAAUAUACUCGGUGUUUUCUCCACGUUACAGCAGCCUCGAUCCAGAACGAAUACCCUUUGCUGACCCACGUAUCUUUUGGGACCUGCAAUCAUCCACUACAAGCCCCACACAAAGAAGCGCCACGUCGGAGCUAACAGCCACAACACAGCUGCAGCAAGAUUACAUCCAUGAAUUUUUAAUGCUGCUUGCCUUGUGUCACACGGUGGUGGUGGAUAAGAUUGAUAAGGAUGGUAAAGUGAUUCCUGAAGAAGAUGAGGAUGAAGGGAUUGAAAAAGGAGAUGAUGACGAGGAUGAUGACAAGGACGAGAAUGAUGAUGAUGGCGAGCGACCUACUGCUGCUGCUGUUACUGGCAAUCGAAGUGAGCCUGCCAUGACGGAGGAAAUGGUGAAUCCAUCAUCCACCAAGCAUGAAAAAGGAGCAUUAAGGAACGCUAUGCGUGAACAGCGACGUCGAUUCAAAAAGGGAUUGAAAGCCAAAAGCAGGAAAUUGAGACGCAAAUCCAGCACCAAAAGCAACCGUGGUCAAGAAUUUGAUGCUAUUAUCAAUGUGAGCCGACCAGAGAUUGUGGAUCCUACUGUGGAGACUCAACUUGUGUACAAAGCGGAAUCACCGGAUGAAGCGGCCCUUGUGAGUGCAGCACGCGAUAUGGGCUUUUCCUUUUUAUCUCGCCAAGGCAAACGAUUACGUGUGGAUAUUCUUGGCACUGAGUAUGAGUUUCAGCUUCUCAAUGUUCUUGAGUUUAAUUCCACUCGUAAACGUAUGAGCGUCAUUGUGCGACGACCUGCCCCUUGGAAUGAUAUUGUAUUAUACUGCAAAGGUGCCGACAAUGUUAUCCUUGAACGACUACAAGAUCAACCCCUCAAAGAUGAAUUGCUACAACAAACCAAGCAAGAUGUGGAUGCAUUCUCCAAUGAUGGUUUACGUACAUUGGUGCUUGGAUACAAGAUAUUUACAAAAGAGGAGUACGAGAAAUGGAAUGCACAAUUGGAAGAAGCAAGUACGGCAGCUGAAAAUCGUACUGAAAAAGUGGAUCGGGUACAAGAUGAAAUGGAACGGGAUCUCAUGUUGUUGGGAGCCACUGGUAUCGAGGACAAGUUGCAAGAAGGCGUACCCCAAUGCAUUGAAGAUCUACGACGUGCAGGAAUCAAAGUAUGGGUGUUGACGGGUGACAAAUUGGAGACGGCUAUCAACAUUGGCUAUGCCAGCAGUCUUCUCGACAACAAUAUGAACUUGUGGACAUUACGAGGAAACAGCAACGGUGAUGCUGAAGCAGUGGAGCAUGACUUGGAUGAUAUAGCACGGCAAAUUUCGGCAGCUACAGCCAAAGGCGAUCUCACUGAGAACGCACUCAUCAUUGAAGGAUCAGCAUUGACGUUGCUUUUCAAGGCCGACAAUCUCAGACAAAAGCUACUGGAUGUAUCAUUGCUAUGUAAGAGUGUGCUUUGUUGUCGAGUAAGUCCAUUGCAAAAAGCACUGGUGGUCGAUAUGGUGCGUGAAGGCAAAGGCGCUGUGACAUUGGCCGUGGGUGAUGGUGCCAAUGAUGUUAGCAUGAUUCAAGCUGCCAACAUUGGUGUGGGCAUUGCUGGUCAAGAAGGUGUGCAAGCAUCCAUGGCAUCAGAUUAUGCAAUUGCUCAAUUCCGAUUCUUACACAAAUUGAUCCUUGUCCAAGGCCAUUGGAAUUACCAUCGCAUUGCUGAAAUGAUCCUCAAUUUCUUUUACAAAAACAUCCUCUGGGUGUUUCCAUCAUUGUGGUAUCAGAUUUAUAGUCGUUUCUCAGGCAACAUUUUCUACGACUAUUCAUUCUUACAAUUGUACAACGUCAUCUUUACGGUGGCACCUGUGGUCGUUUUAGGUGCAUCGGAUCAGGAUGUGACAUCGGCAUACUUGAAGCGAUAUCCACAAGUCUACGAGGUGGGCAUUGAUCAUCGAUUAUAUACCCGUUGGAGAUACUGGCUCUACUUUGGAGAUGCUGUAUGGCAAUCACUUGUGCUGUUUUACGCCUUCUUUUUCGUCUAUGAGGGCUCUGAUCCAAAUCCCAAUGGUCAUCCCGAGUCGAUGCUUGAAUUCUCCUCAUCAGUGGGCGUGGCAGCUAUUGUGGUGGCAAACUUGAUGCCAGGCUUCAACACCUAUUACUGGACAUGGUUUCAAUUCUUUUUCAUUGGUCUUGAGCUACUUGUCACCUUUUUAUUUGUUCUUAUCUAUGGACUCUUCCAAUCGGUUACCAUCUAUGGAAUGGGAACCAUGCUUUAUGGUGGUGGCAACUUUUGGUUGAUUCUCUUGCUCUCGGUGGUCUUGUCGUUCCUGCCAAGGUACGUGAUUUGCUUUGUCAAACAAUGGUGGUUCCCCGACGUGAUGGCGACUGCACGACAUGUGGAGAAAUAUGACAAGUUGCAAUUGCGGAAGGCGAGGAGGAAGGAUGCUGCUGUCAAUGAAAAGUGGACCUGGCAUCAUCGAUCAUGGUUUGGCAAACAACGACGCUCCUGA